ACUAUAAUAUAUACAUUUUUCUUUUACGCCAAAAUCUUUAAGCUAUCAAGUUUUAAUAUAUUUAAGGUAGGAAAUUUACAAAAAGCUUUACGGAACACGAUCUUUACUUAAUAAGUACCAUGCAUCGCUAAGAACCGAAUUUGGACAACUUUAAGGACGAUUUUCUCACUAUUUAGAUAGCGCCCUCAGAUUCAAGAUUUUUAUCUUAACAAACCGUACGACAAACCGUUCCGGUUUCCAUCAAUAGAAAGCUCACUUUAAAAAAACUCUUAUGAUUGGGUAUUGUGCUCAAGGGUCGCGUGUUUUGUACAGUUUUCCGGAUCGCCUUUAUUACCGAGCAAACAUUUUCUUCAUCGAAAAGGAGAACGUAGCGUUCGUUCAAAAAGGACAGCCAGUGCGCAUGCGCAGUGAAGACAACAACAGCCCACUACAGCAAAACAAUGGCGACUGCCGUGGAGAAUAUCGUUAAAGUGCUUGGAGAACAGUACUAUAAAGAUGCUCUGGAGCAGUGUCACAGUUACAACGCCCGGCUGUGUGCCGAGAGGAGCAUCCUCAUGCCCUUCCUGGACUCUCAGACCGGAGUCGCUCAAAGCAACUGCUACAUUUGGAUGGAGAAGAGACACAGGAGCGCAGGUACCGCGCCGGGACAGCUGUACUCGUAUCCUGCUCGGCGCUGGAGGAAGAAGAGAAGAGCUCACCCGCCAGAAGACCCUGCUCUGGUUUUUCCUCCUCUCAAAGCUGCUGAGCUGGAACUGAACCUGAAGAAAGACGUGCUGGGCCCGUUGGACGGGAGCAGUCUGGAAGCGUUGCUGAAAGGAGAGCCGCUGGAUAAAAGAGCGCCCACGGAGCUCAGACCGCCCGAGGAAGAAAGCGGCCUGGCUGAGAUCACCGGGUCCAAUGCGGCCAGCGGCCACAGCAGCUCCACGCGCAUCAGGAAGAGAAUCCUCGAGCCCGAAGACUACUUGGAUGAUCUGGACGAUGAGGAUUUUGAGGAGGAGACCCCGAAAAGACGAGGAAAAGGAAAGUCUAAGGGUCGAGGAGUUGGAAACGGAAAGAAGAAAAUGGAAGCUGCUGCCGCCGCCCAGGAAGAUCGAGACAAACCUUAUGCUUGUGACAUCUGUGGAAAACGCUACAAAAACCGACCAGGUUUGAGUUACCACUACACUCACUCUCACCUGGCCGACGAGGAGGGAGAAGACAAGGACGAGCCCGAGAUGCACACGCCUGCGCCGCACGAGGAACCCAAGACCCCUAAGAAAGGACCGAACGGCCUGGCGCUGCCCAACGACUAUUGCGACUUCUGCCUGGGCGACUCCAACAUGAACCAGAAAACGGGCCAGUCUGAAGAACUGGUGUCCUGCUCUGACUGCGGACGUUCAGGACAUCCUUCGUGCCUGCAGUUCACCGCCGUGAUGAUGGCCGCUGUGAAGACCUACCGCUGGCAGUGCAUCGAGUGCAAGUGCUGCAACGUGUGUGGCACGUCUGAGAACGACGACCAGCUCCUCUUCUGUGAUGACUGUGACCGAGGAUACCACAUGUACUGCCUCAGCCCUCCCAUGUCAGACCCUCCAGAAGGAAGCUGGAGCUGCCAUCUGUGUCUGGCUCUUCUGAAGGACAAGGCCUCCAUUUAUCAGAGCCAAAACCCCGCGCUGGAGUGAUUAACGAGAAGAAGCCCUCGCCGUCCGUUACAAACUCAUUCAGAGAGAAAGACGGAGAGGCGGAGAGAGAAGCGGCCCUAACCUAGCCAUUGUUCUGGGCUUUUAUUUCACUAUGACUGUUACACACAUCACAAGUAGUGUUGGAAAGGAACGGUUUCACACGGAUCUUAUGAGCUUCAUGCAUUAUGAGCAGUAUUUCCACAUUCCUCGAUGUUAGGGCCGGCGGUUCAGAUGAUCAAGCACCUGUUUAUGCAUUGCCAAAUUUUUUUUUGUGUGUGUGUGUGUGUGUGUGUGUCUUUAUUAUUCACUCAAGAUAAAUUUGUUUACGUAUAGCAAACAUACGGCUUAAUCCUUUGCGGAUGUGACGGAUUUAAAUAUUCAUUCGUACAAGAAGCGUAUCUCUCGUUUAUCUUCGUCGUAUAGAAUUAUUUCUUGUAAGUUGUUCUUUCAGGAAGUAAUUGUGCCAAGGUCCAGAUUCAGAAACCAGAAGACGGUGCUGUACUUUUAUUUUAAUUCUCAUGGAUUUAUUUUUUUUUUUUUUUUUCAUUUCUAAUCUACAAAAACACUCUCAUGAGGCGGGUUAUCUUUCGUAGCAGAAUUUUGUAUGUGAUUAUAACCGAUAUCUAUUAUUGUUGACUAACCAUAUUGAAUUAUCGUGAGUACUGUAUCGUUUUGUAUUUGUUUUUGGUAUAUCAUGUCGGUUUGUAUUUGGUAUUAAAUGUAAAGGCUGUAUUUUUCUGUCUUUUUUAUUUACAUUUUUCAUAUUGGCCUUUCCAUAAUAAACAUACGUGUAACAGA
Puntigrus tetrazona (Sumatra barb) is the source of this 2456-nucleotide messenger RNA. It is a transcript of the gene dpf2l, whose product is annotated as D4, zinc and double PHD fingers family 2, like. The record is from RefSeq and is a predicted model, not a curated record. The coding region runs from base 441 to 1658 and encodes 405 amino acids. Gene Ontology annotation, biological process: nervous system development. Lineage: Eukaryota; Metazoa; Chordata; Actinopteri; Cypriniformes; Cyprinidae. The transcript is spliced from 11 exons. Gene Ontology annotation, cellular component: nBAF complex.